Messenger RNA from Saccostrea echinata, 2727 nucleotides. Its product is annotated as lysosomal amino acid transporter 1 homolog. Lineage: Eukaryota; Metazoa; Mollusca; Bivalvia; Ostreida; Ostreidae. The transcript has 9 exons. The coding region runs from base 279 to 1292 and encodes 337 amino acids. The record is from RefSeq and is a predicted model, not a curated record.
UUAAAGGUCAAAGGUCUUUUGCGACAUUAUACAUAUCAUCACCUGACUUUAAAGUGAAUUAAAUGCUGUAAAAGGAUAACAGAAAGGAACUAAAGGAAGGAAAAUCCAUUCAGUAAAUAAAGUGUAUAUUUCAAAGGAGGUCAGUACACCUGGACGUCUCUCAAACAGGAAGUAACCGGAGCAGGUUUUUUUCUUCGAACUCGCUGAACUGUGCACUCCUUGAACAGGUAUUUCCAUUCAUCAGAUUAAAAUGAAACUAGAUUGUUGCAGUAAGUGAUAUGCCUGCAGGGCUUUACCCGUUCGGGGAGAAAUACUUCUUUAGACUGACUGAUGAUAUAAGUAAUGUGACAGACACAAACUGCAGUACUGGAAUCCAAUGGAUCUACAAAGUCCUAGGAGAUUGUGUGUGGGAUACCAGAGGGAUAGUCUCCGUGGCGCUGGGUGUGGCCUCCAUUUUGUUUUGGCUGGUUGUCAGCAUUCCUCAGAUGGUAAAGAAUUGUCGAAAUAUUGCUGGUGUAGAGGGCAUUUCAAUACUUCUGAUUCUCCAGUGGACGUUAGGUGAUGCCACAAAUCUAGUGGGAGCUAUUCUCACAAAACAGCUACCUUUACAGAUCUACCUUGCCAUUUACUUUGUAUUUGCUGACCUUGUUCUUUUUUCUCAGUAUAUUUAUUAUCAAAUCUGGAAGCGUAAACAGGCCAAGGACCAAGUAGGAAACAGACCUGGAGCUGUGCCAAAAAUAAUCUUGUGUUUUACUGGUGCAUUUCUGGGAACCAAUUUAUUUGGAGCUAUUUUUUAUAAAACAUCUUUACCAUUUAUAAAUCAAGACCAAAAUAUAUAUAUAAUACACCAUCCAGCUGGUAGGAGUUUAAUGGGAACAAAUCUACAACACAAUGCUGUGAUAUUUCAUGGUUUUAUAGAUGAGAUAGGAUAUGCUAUAGGAGUAGUUUCCAGUAUAUUUUACAUAGGAUCUAGGUCAGCUCAAUUGUAUAAAAAUUAUAAAAGACAAUCAACAGAUGGACUUUCCAUGCUAAUGUUCUGGAUUGCUAUUUUUGGGAAUCUUACAUAUGGGCUGGCUAUUAUUGUGCGACAGUUGGAUGUAGUGUAUAUUAUACGACAUAUCCCCUGGCUAGUGGGGAGUCUAGGAGUUAUUUUCCUUGAUGCUUCUUUAUUGGUACAGUUUAAAUAUUAUGGAUCGAGGGAAGACUUUGACAGACUUUCUCAGGAACCAUUACUUCAAGAUCAGGAAGUUGUUGUCGAAGUAGAACGUAACAAGUAUGGUACCAUCAACUGAUACUACAACUGAUACUACAUGGGGUCAGCAUCAGAAGAGACACUGCAUUCUUUGUGGAAUAUCAAAUAUUGUGAAAAUCAGUAUUUUGUCUCAAGAGAAUCAAACAAUUUUUCAUCAGGAAAAUUAAUGUAUUUGUACUCCAGUCAUGCCAAUAGCAAAGGAGGAAGUGUAUUAAUUUACCUCUUUCCAUAUCUUUUAAUUUUAUGAAUGUAUUGUGUUCUCGUUCCAUGUCUUGUGAUUUUAUGAAUGUAUUGUGCUUUUAUUAAAAAAAUAUAUAAAUAUUGCAUGUAGUUGAGUGUAACAUUGAAAAUUUUCACCCAAUGAAAACCAUUGUCAACCGAGGCGCAUGCAAUAUUUAUUAUAUUAUACUGAAUGUUUUAUAUAAAUACAUAUAACAGUGAACCUUGCGCACAUAAAUUCUGCGCAGUCACUAUUUUUUGGAAUAUCACCCAUUGUCAUGCAAUGCUGACUUGCUUCACUGGAGGGCGUGGCUUCAUUAUUCGGCGGGUAAUAGUGUUUUUUAACAAAUGUUUCUCGACAAAUCAGAUUCAACUAAAUUUACAUGAAAGUAUAAUAUUAGAGGAUAUUCAAUGUUUUGUAGUUGGAUAUGGAAUUUAUUUCACGAGUGGGACAGGAUGUUUUGAUAUUUUCAUGAGUGCGAAGCACGAGUGAAAACAUAAAAAAUCCUGUCUCAAGAGUGAAAUAAAUUCCAUAUCCAACUACAAAACAUUGAAUUUUCUGUUUAUGACAUUUUCUUUGAUUUUCCCUUUGCCUUUGUCUUUCCUUAACACAGUGUCAUAGUCUGUGAUGUCAUAGUUGAGCAGUUGAGACAUCAUGAAUAGCCUAGCAGUUGUGAGAUUGAAAACUUUUAGCAACAUACAGUGAAACUUGUCUAAUCUGGAUGUUGUGGAAUCCGAAACCUUGUUUAAUACGGUGUAAACUUCAAGUCCCUUACAGUAAAUUCAAUAGUUUUAAAUGUUGUCUAAUCCGAAAUGUAAUCUAAUCCGGCCAAUUUCUUUGGAACCAAUUGUGUCCGGAUUAGACAAGUUUUACUGUAUUUUGGAAGAAAUUGGCAGUUUUAUGACAGGCCAGAAAUUAUUUUUUACUUUGAUAUCCUUUCACACUGUGAGAGAAUAUCACUUUGGUAUCCUUUCACACCGUGAGAGAAUAUAACUUUUAUUCAGUAAAUAAAUCACAGUAUUUCACUGUUGAAAAUGUAAUGAAAUAAUUUAAUUUAUUUCUGCCCAUUUGGUACCAUACUUUGUCUUUUAGUCUGACUGUACAAUACUCUAUUUGUAAUAUGACUGUACAAUAGUUUAUUCUUAUUUUGACUGUACAAUAUUUUAUGCCCAUUGCUAGUCAUUAAUUGUUCUCCUUGUUUAUUAUUAAAAUACAUCUAAAUUAAAUGAAUGUACUGAAUAAAAAAUAAAAAUAG